AACUCCUACGGAAAUGGCAAAGCGCUAAGGAUUAAUUGUUUCAAAAGCUAUGGAGAAUACUACUACUUCGGAGGAAAAGUCUUUUCUUGGAAAUACAAUUAUUAUGGAAGAGAGAUCAAUGAAAUCUAAUGGUAAAGAAGAGAGUACUUCAAUGGAGAUUAACAAGGAAGAACGAGGCAAGCAUAUUGAAGAAGAGGAGAACAGUUCGAUGCCUUUUUCUGCUAAUGGAAAUUCUCUAAGAAUUACAAAACAGGUACCUUUGACAAUGGAGAAAAAUACAGUAGACUUGCUUUCAAGACGAAAGAAUCAAGAGGAUCAGUUAAAAUUAGCUGAAGCUGAAAUGGGAGUGGUUAAAGAAGAAAAUGAAAGGCUAAAGAUGUUAUUAGAACGAACUGUAAAGGAGUACCAGUCUCUACAAAUGCAAUUCUUCGACAUUCUUCAGCAAGAAAACAAGUCUAAGGAUACAGUUCCUAGCCAUCAGCAGGCAAAAAAAGAACCUGAACUUGUCUCUCUUAGCCUUGGGAUAACCUCUACCGAGCCUAAAAAGGAGGAUAAAAAGAAUAACAAUUUUAGUAAUGGCCAAGAGGAGGAGAAAUUGAAUGGAGCACUUUCUCUGGGGUUGCAGGACUACAGAUUUGAGCCAAGCUCAACUGAACAUGUGAGGAAUAAUUCAUGCUCAAACAAUAGCUUUGAAGAACAAAAGGAAGAGGAGCCCACUGAAAUUUGGCCACCAAGUAAAAUUCUAAAGACUAUGAAAAGCGGAGAUGAAGAAGUUUCACAACAAAGUCAAGUAAAGAAAACUAGGGUUUCUAUCAGAGCUAGAUGCGACACCCCAACAAUGAAUGAUGGAUGUCAAUGGAGAAAAUAUGGACAAAAAAUAGCGAAAGGAAAUCCAUGCCCUAGGGCAUACUACCGUUGCACAGUCUCACCAUCUUGCCCUGUGAGAAAACAGGUGCAAAGGUGUUUUAAUGACAUGUCUAUCUUGAUCACCACCUAUGAAGGAAAACACAACCACCCACUGCCAGUAUCAGCCACGGCCAUGGCGUCCACCACUUCUGCUGCCGUUUCCAUGCUUCAAUCUCAAUCAUCCACAAGCUUACAAGGAGGCCUCAACACCUCAGCUAGUGUACCCAUUUCUACCUCUACUAACCCCCAUGGAUUCAAUUUCACUCUAUCCCAAAAUCCGAGUCCACAACAACUCUAUGGUCUUCCCAACUCUUCAAUCUCAACUUUAAAUUCACACCCAACAAUCACUCUUGACCUCACUACUAAUGCACCAUCCAGGCUUUCCUCUAGUUUCUCAUCUGCACCAAGAUAUCCCUCAACAAGCAGUCUCAACUUUUCCUCAUCAUUUUUCCCUUCUUUAGAGCCUAAUAACACUUUUCAAACACAAUGGAAUAAUGGUCCUACUAACUACAACAAUCAUGGGACUGUACCGGCUUACAAUAAAAACCCUAUUGGCAAUUUGAACAGUAUUGAAAAGCAACCAUUUCAAGAACAAUUGUACCAACCAUACAUGAAAGAAUCCAUAGUAGCUGCAACUAAAGCAAUUGCAUCAAACCCGAAAUUUCAAUCAGUAUUAGCCGCAGCACUCACAUCAUAUGUUGGCACUAGUGGUGGUGGUGUGAAAGAAAAUCAGGAUGCAUGUGAAAGCUCAAGCAUGAAGUUGAAGUGGGGUGAGUCUCAUACAAUGAAUCCUAUCUACUCGUCUAGCCAGAAUGGCAUAGGAUGUGGUUCAAGUUACUUGAACAAAUCUUCAUCUUUCAAUUCUCCAAAACAAGGCGGCUUGGCUUUGUUUCCACCUAAUUUAUUGCAACUUUCUGCAUCUAAUAAUUGUGCUUCUGCGGCUCCCCCUGACAAUAGGGACCAUUUCAAGUUGUGAGGGUUUAAGGUUUGGUGUGUUUUUCAUCAUUUUUAGCUACUUGUGAAGUGAGCUAGUUUUUCUUUUUUCUUUUUUUUUUUGGUUGUUGUUGUUGUUGAUAAUUUGAUAGUUGGAGAAGGGGUGCUAACCAGUUGACUCUUGGCAAAGAAGGCUAGUUUGUUAUGAAAGUUUCCUAAACCUUUAAUUAAUUUGGGCUAGGAUGUUAUGAUGGUUUUGUAAAGGUGUCAUUUGUUUUCUUCCACCAAUAACUUGUACAUUUCAUUUGUACACAUUUUUUUUUUUUGAUGAACAAUCAUUUGUACACAUUUAUAGGUUAAAUUAUUAAUUUGAUCCAUUAACUCUCUUGGGUAAAGUUUAA
This is a messenger RNA of Quercus robur (English oak), 2240 nucleotides long. Its product is annotated as WRKY transcription factor 72A-like. NCBI's taxonomy places the organism in Eukaryota, Viridiplantae, Streptophyta, Magnoliopsida, Fagales, Fagaceae. Bases 50 to 1882 code for a protein of 610 amino acids. Gene Ontology annotation, biological process: regulation of DNA-templated transcription. The transcript is spliced from 6 exons. The record is from RefSeq and is a predicted model, not a curated record. Gene Ontology annotation, molecular function: DNA-binding transcription factor activity; sequence-specific DNA binding.